Messenger RNA from Metschnikowia bicuspidata var. bicuspidata NRRL YB-4993, 1287 nucleotides. RefSeq names its product NEDD8-activating protein. Gene Ontology annotation, molecular function: NEDD8 activating enzyme activity. Bases 1 to 1287 code for a protein of 428 amino acids. NCBI's taxonomy places the organism in Eukaryota, Fungi, Ascomycota, Pichiomycetes, Serinales, Metschnikowiaceae. Gene Ontology annotation, cellular component: cytoplasm; nucleus. The record is from RefSeq and is a predicted model, not a curated record. The transcript has a single exon. Gene Ontology annotation, biological process: protein neddylation.
AUGCCGCGCGGCUUGUCGUCAAUCACGCCGCUCCUCGCGCGGGCCGGCCCCUUCAACGAAGUGCCCCUGGAAUACCGCUUCGACACGGCACAAAAAGCGUUGCGCACCGCGCGCGUGCUCGUGAUCGGCGCCGGCGGGCUCGGCUGCGAGAUCCUCAAGAACUUGGCGCUCUGCGGGCUCAUGCACAUCGACGUCGUGGACAUGGACACGGUCGACUUGAGCAACCUCAACCGGCAGUUUCUCUUCCGCAAACACGACGUCGGGCGCCCCAAGGCGCAGGUGGCCGCGGAGCGCGUGCGGCGGCGCGGCGGCGCGCACGUGACGCCGCAUUGCUGCCGCAUCCAGGACCUAGCGCCGGACUUCUACCGCCAGUUCGACGUGGUGGUGUGCGGGCUCGACGACGUGGAGGCCCGGCGCUGGAUCAACGCGCUCUUGGCGGGCUUUGUGGCCGCAGACCUCCGCGGGCUCGUGCCCUUGGUGGACGGCGGCAGCGAGGGCUUCCGCGGCCAGGCGCGCGUGAUCUUGCCCACGCUCACGUCGUGCUUCGAGUGCUCGUUGGACUUGCUCUCGCCCCGAACGUCGUACCCGGUGUGCACCAUUGCGCACACGCCGCGGCUCCCGGAGCACUGCGUGGAGUGGGCGUGCCAGCUCGAGUGGCCGCGCCGCUUCCCGGAGACGCCGUUCGACGCGGACGUGCCGGAACACGUGGACCGCAUGCACCGCAUGCUGGCGGCCCGGGCGGCGCGCUUCGGCAUCGCCAACGUGACGCGCAGCCUCGCCUUGGGCGUGGCCAAGCACAUCGUGCCGGCCGUCGCGUCCACCAACGCGGUGAUUGCCGCCGCGUGCCUGAACGAGGUCUUCAAGCUCGUCACCAGCUGCAACCCGGUCUUGGACAACUACAUGAUGUACCUGGGCGACGACGCCAUCUUCACGUACACGUACGCGCACUCGAAGAAGGCCACGUGCGCUGUGUGCGGCUCGGACGCGCGGCGGCUCGCGGCCAAGCGCUGGUGGACCGUGCGGGACUUGCUCGACGAGCUCCGCGAGCGCCCGGAGUUCCUGCUCCGCGCGCCGUCCGUGGCCACGGCGCGCCGCAGCAUCUACAUGGCGCUGCCGGCGGCCUUGCGCGCGCAGACGGCGCCCAACUUGGCGCGCCGCUUGGCGUCCUUGGUGGACGCGGGCGAGGAGAUGGUGGUGACGGACCUGGCGCUCCCCAUCUGCAUGCGGCUCGUGGUCUCGGCGUACACGGGCGGCGACGCGGAGCCGCGCGGCCUGCUGGGCCCGUGA